This is a messenger RNA of Nematostella vectensis (starlet sea anemone), 824 nucleotides long. RefSeq lists its product as uncharacterized. Bases 73 to 675 code for a protein of 200 amino acids. The record is from RefSeq and is a predicted model, not a curated record. The transcript is spliced from 2 exons. NCBI's taxonomy places the organism in Eukaryota, Metazoa, Cnidaria, Anthozoa, Actiniaria, Edwardsiidae.
CUAAUCAUAUUCCUUUGGAUUACUCGCGUUUUUGUCUGGUUUUAGGUUAAAGGCAGCUCUUUGGUCAACAAUAUGUUUGAUGUGGUGUUCUUAAAGAAGACUCGCUCGGGAAAAGUGACCAUUGCCAACCCUCUAUUAGGGGAGACGUCAAUGGUCAAGGUGAUCUUGCCGCAAGGAUCGCGCCUUGAGCAUUCAAGUCUCAGGCUAGAGGUCACGCACUCUGGGAGUGGUACGGCAAUCGCUCUUAACGACAAACUCGAAGGAGAAUUCAGCCCGUCUGCAGCAUUCCGUCUGGUACUCUUCGCCAUGACGCGCACGGGCCACCGGUUGCAGCGCGUUUCGCGCGAGAUGAGAGCCACAAGUGCCGUCUUGCGCGCCAAAAUCUCCAACGAUCUCCUGGUUCUCAACAAGAGCUGGAUGAGCCUGCAACACUUCGUGCUUUACAACAACGGAAAGACUGAACAGUUCACCUUUCAGGCGAAAGUCUCCUCCGAGAGAGUCAGUGUGGAAACCCCAGGCCCAAUGACGGUGCGAGAGAAAGGAGAAAAGAGCGGAAUAGUGAAGUUCAGCAGGUGUGAUCUUGACUCGGGGGCCACUGUUACCCUAAGUGUGAUCGCUACUGGGAAGAGCUCUGGGGUCAUUACUACGAUGACAAUGCACUUGAUGGUGGCGUGAGGGGCAGCGGGUCAGACCUCAACAAUUGGAAUAAAUUGGCGGUGGAAUAAAUCUUUGAGAGUUUCGUUAGCGUUCUACAAGUCUAUAACUUUGUUAGCGUUGUAGUUGUUUAUUUAAGCUGUGAAUAAAGAUAAAAGCAUUACGUAAAA